AUGCGGUUCAUAUCGCAGCAUACAUCUAUCCCAGUACCAAAGAUUUUUUGUACAUUCACUCAAUCCGGGUGGACGUACAUCGUGAUGGAAAGGAUCAAGGGAGAUAUCAUUGGCAAGGGCUGGGUUCGACGAAAAGAGGAUUCAAAGGCGAAACUUCUCUCGCAAUUAGCUGAGAAAUUCCGCGAGAUGCGUGAACUUCAGCCCUCAGAAGGCACUACGAUCUCUUCUGUCGAUGGCGGAUCCCUUUAUGACUGUCGUAUUGCGGGCCCUACCCCCCGCUUUGGUCCUUUUGAUACGCUCCAAGACUUCCAUCGGCAUUUGCGCAUGGGCUUGGAGUUUGAUCCAGGGAUGAUGCUCGAAGGCCAGGAACUGAUCAAACAGCAAAGCAAGACUUGGCCUUUGGUUUUUACUCACGGGGACCUUAGCAGCCUUAACAUUCUUGCUCGUGGAGAUGAUAUCGUUGGUAUUAUUGAUUGGGAGACUGCUGGCUGGUAUCCUUCGUAUUGGGAAUACACUUCUGCCCACCAAGUCAACCCACAAAAUUCCUUUUGGGUCCAUGAAAUUGACAAAUUUCUACAACCAAUGCCCGAAGAGCUGGCGAUGGAACAGAUCCGUCAAAAAUGGUUUGGAGCUGUUUAG
This is a messenger RNA of Penicillium nucicola, 639 nucleotides long. RefSeq lists its product as uncharacterized. The record is from RefSeq and is a predicted model, not a curated record. Lineage: Eukaryota; Fungi; Ascomycota; Eurotiomycetes; Eurotiales; Aspergillaceae. The transcript has a single exon. Bases 1 to 639 code for a protein of 212 amino acids.